Aspergillus ochraceoroseus IBT 24754 is the source of this 1296-nucleotide messenger RNA. RefSeq names its product fumarylacetoacetate hydrolase FahA (gene fahA). Gene Ontology annotation, molecular function: fumarylacetoacetase activity. Gene Ontology annotation, biological process: L-phenylalanine catabolic process; L-tyrosine catabolic process; homogentisate catabolic process. The coding region runs from base 1 to 1296 and encodes 431 amino acids. The transcript has a single exon. NCBI's taxonomy places the organism in Eukaryota, Fungi, Ascomycota, Eurotiomycetes, Eurotiales, Aspergillaceae. The record is from RefSeq and is a predicted model, not a curated record.
AUGGCUUCCUGGCUUCAGAUCCCCAAGAACUCCCCCUUUUCGCUGGCAAAUAUUCCCUUCGGUAUCAUUUCAUCGCCCAAGACCACUUCUCGUGUGGCUGCUGUUGCUAUCGGAGAUUAUGCACUGAACCUGAGUGCCUUCGCUUCGUCUGGUGGUUUCUCACAGCUCCCCGCCAUCGGGUCUCAUCUGAGUGUUUUCAGCCAGCCCACUCUCAACGCAUUUGCAGCUCUCGGUCGGCCAGUGCAUCGCCAAGUUCGCGAAUACAUUCAGAAAGUUUUCUGUGCGGACACGCCUUUUCCUGAGAUUCUCAAGGACAAUGAAGUCCUCAAGCAGGAAGUCCUUGUGCCUCUCUCCGAUGUGGCCAACCACGUCCCCAUGCAGAUUGGCGACUACACAGAUUUCUACGCCGGUCUCAACCAUGCGUUCAACGUGGGCGUGCUUUUCCGUGGGCCCGAAAAUGCCCUGCAGCCCAACUACAAGCAUCUGCCUGUUGCUUAUCACAGCCGUGCCUCCUCUGUGGUGGCUUCUGGCACUCCCAUCCACCGCCCUAACGGCCAGAUUUUGGCCAACCCUGCCGCAAACCCUAAGGUUCCCACUUUCGCUCCCUGCAGGAGACUAGAUAUUGAACUGGAGCUUGCGGCGUUUGUCUCUAUACCCAACGACCUGGGUAAGCCAGUCUCCAUUGACCAGGCUGAAGACCAUAUCUUUGGUGUUGUUCUGAUGAACGACUGGUCGGCCCGUGAUAUCCAGGCCUGGGAAUACGUUCCCCUGGGACCGUUCAACGCCAAGAACUUUGCUACAACCAUCACCCCCUGGGUUGUCCUUCUCGAUGCUCUUGAGCCUUUCCGAGCUGAGGGCCUGGAACCCGGCAACCGCGAGUCUCUCCUGCCAUAUCUGCGCGAGAAGAGGGUUGCCAACGCCUACGAUAUUCCCCUGCAGGUCGAACUCACAAACGCAGGCGGUAAGCCCACGAUCAUCUCGAACAGCAAUGCAAAGAACCUCCUCUACUCCUUCCCCCAGAUGCUGGCUCACCAUACCAUCACGGGCUGCAACAUGAACACCGGGGACCUCCUGGGAAGCGGCACCAUCUCUGGCAAGGAUUCUCAAACCGAGGGCAGUAUGCUGGAGCAGACGAACGGGAAGAACCCGAUCAAGCUUGCUGAUGGAUCCGAGCGCUUGUUCCUGGAGGACGGGGACACUGUCAUUCUCCGUGGAAUGGCAGGUACGGAAGGAAACUAUGUGGGAUUCGGAGACUGCGUGGGGACCAUCCUGCCAGCUGUAAAGCUUGAAUUUUAA